GAUGCCAAUCGGCGGCCGCAAGCGCCAGGAGCUCCCGGUUCGGUUCGGCCCCGCCCCGCCCGGCGUGCUCCUCGGCAGCGCGCGCGCGUGGGGUGCCUGGCGCGCAUGCGCCGCUCGCCCUCCCGUCUCCUCAGGGUCUGUGGGGGCUCUGGAGAUGGCGGGGACGCGGCUUGAGGCGGUGGAAGGACUGGUGCGGGAGCUGCUGAGGGAGGAGGCUCCGUCCCGCAUCGCCGCCCUCACCGAGGAGCUCUUCCAGGCGGCUGGGAGUAUCGCCGAGGAGGGCAGAAGUUCCCCGGUUCUGGGAGAGCCUCAGCCCCUGGGCCCGUUACCGCUCUCCAGCCCGCCCCAAGCGAUGGGGGUUUCACGUCCUCCAUGCCACACAGCAGCGCCGGCCCAUGUUGGUGCCUGCAGCUCUUCCAGCCCUUGGGUGCCAUCUGUUGAGGUUGAAGAGGUUGCGAUAAGCCUGUGGAACUGGGCUGUGACCAAACACAUGGGUUCUGUUCUCAAUGAUGAGCAAAGAGCUAAACUAAGGUUUGUGGCUUGCAGACUGGUUUGCCUUUGUGAAGGCAGUGAUCCUCCAGAGGAAACUAUUCGAAGGCAGAUUUUGAUGUCUAUGAAAACUGGGAAAGGAUGGAUAGAUAUUGGAAAAGCUGAUCUUGCUGAUGGAUUUCUAGAGAUUGCCAUGAAUAGCAUAGAAAAACUGUAUGCAAAGUUACUUAAUGGGAGCGAUGGUGAAGCAGAUAUUUACGUGCACAAAGCUGAUGUGGAAAAGAACCUCUUCAAAGUAAUAUCUUACCAGGCUGAAUCAGCAGUUGCUCAAAGGGAUUUUGAGAAAGCAGUGACAUGUGUUCAGCGCUGCAAAGACAUGCUGAUAAAAUUGCCAAAAGAAACCUGUUACUUGUCAAUCCUCUGCUACAAUUUUGGAGUGGAAACCUAUGAAUGGAAGAGGUUUGAGCAGAGCUCCUUCUGGCUCAGCCAGAGUUAUGACAUUGGAAAGAUGAAUAUGAAAUACUCUGUUGGCAAAGAAAUGCAGGCUAAAGUGCUGCGAUUGUUAGCUACAGCCUAUUUCGAGUGGGAUUGCAAUCUGUAUCUUGAAAAGGCAUUGAAAGCUAUAAGCUUGGCAAAUCAGGAGAAUUUGCAUCCAGCAGGGCUUCUCUUGAAAGUUAAAAUUCUUCUGAAAAGUGGAGCAUCAGAUGAAGAUAUCAGUUCAGCCACUGCAGAAUUCAUGCACCAUGACUUCUCUUUAGACUUUUGUCUGAAUAUUGCCAAACUGCUGCUGGAGCACGGAAGGGAAUCAGUUGGUUUUGAUUUUCUGAAAUCUAUUCCUGAACGAUACGAAGCUUCACCUGACCUUGGAAAAAUUGCUCUACUCCACUUAGAGUUCCUGUUGCAGAAUAAGAGGGAGCUGCUUGCAAAGCAAAAGGUUGAAGACAUUAUUAUAGGUCAUUAUACUGGGAAACAACUGUUGCCUGAAGCCUUAAACCAGCUGCACAUCAUCUUAUGGGACAGAGCUGCCAAACAUUAUGAGGCAAAAAACUAUUCUGAAGCUCUUCACUGGUACAAUUAUUCAGUCAGCUUCUACAUACCUGGGCAGGUAGAUCAGAACUUGGCUAAGCUGCAGAGGAACAUAGCCUCUUGCUAUCUUCAUCUAAAACAAGUUGACAAGGCUAAAGAGGCAGUUAAAGAAGCAGAGAGGUGUGAUCCAGACAGCAUCUUCACUAAAUUCAGUGUCUAUAAGAUUGCAGUGAUGGAGAAAGAUACAGAUAAAGCUGUGGAAGCAGUUUCUGAAAUGGGGAAGUUAGCAGAAAAGCCAUCUCAAGAUGAAGACAGCCUGAAAGUGGAUGAAAGUACAGGCACUAAUCUUCUGAGUUUAGCUGCCCAAAUUGCUUUAGAGAAUGAACAACAAGUUGUGGCUAUCAAAGCUUUGGAGUAUUUGUCUGAACAUUUACAAGACUUCCAACAAUUAUUUGCAGCUUUAAAAUGUUUGGUUCGUAUUAUGUUGUCAAAGUUCAUGGCAGAAAAUGAAGAGGAUAGAGAUGAAGAUAUCAAGUCAAUGAUAACUUACUUUACCCUGGCUUGGAACUUAGCUGUACAGUUCAAAGGCUACCCUGAGAAGAUGAGAGACUUUUUUUUACUCUCUUUCAAGUUGUCCCAGUUUUGUCCUUCUGACAAAGCUGUUCUAAUUGCUCAGAAGACAUGCCUGUUAAUGGCAACUGCAGUUGAUCUGGAAAUGGGGAGACAGCAAGCAACACCUUCUGAGCAGAUGGAGCUUUUGACUCAGGCCCUUGAACAUCUCCAGGCAUGCAAGGAGAUAUGGAAAGUUCUGAAAUUGACAGGAGAUUUUGCUAAAGACCCAACAGACACAUUGUUGCUGCUUUAUGAAUUUGAAGCCAGAUCCAAACUGAAUGAUCCAACACUCUACAACCUUAUGGAGUCAGUAUGGGAGCAGCCACAAAUAGAGGUCAAGACUCUAGAAAUCAUUGCAUCAUUAGCAAUGGAAGCUCCAGCUCGAUAUCCUGUACUGUGUAAGAGAGCUCUCAGGAGUGCACUAAACCUUCACAGAAAGCAGACUGUCAUUGAUGCUGUGAAAUUUAGCAAAUGCUUAAAUAGUUUGAUUAAUCUUACUUUGCCAACUGGAUUAACCGACUUGGAUGCCUGUGUCCUGCAGGAAGUGUGGGGCUACUUUGAGGAUGCUCUUAGUGUAGUCAGCAGCACAGAUGCUUACCCAGAGAUGGAGAUCCUUUGGUUGAUGACAAGAGCCUGGAAUACAGGAAUAUUUCAGUACACCAUUGGUAAAUAUAAAGAAGCUGAGCAGUGGUGUGGCCUGGGAAUGCGUUUCCUCAGUCACUUAGGAUCUCUGAAGAAAAGCUAUGAAGGCCAUAUGAUUCGUCUUUAUAGUGAGGUUCUGGACAAAUUGGACAGAGUGAAAGUUUUUAUUCCAAAUGAAGAUGAAAAUGACAACCACAACUGCAAAAAGGAGGACAGCAGAGUCUCUUGGAAACGUUUUGCUGAAUAA
Molecule: messenger RNA, 3016 nt
Organism: Calypte anna (Anna's hummingbird)
Lineage: Eukaryota; Metazoa; Chordata; Aves; Apodiformes; Trochilidae
Gene: TEX11
Product: testis expressed 11
Exons: 28
Coding region: 2-3016 (1004 amino acids)
Biological process (GO): synaptonemal complex assembly; reciprocal meiotic recombination; meiotic cell cycle
Cellular component (GO): central element
Molecular function (GO): protein binding
Source: RefSeq, a predicted model, not a curated record